Messenger RNA from Prunus persica (peach), 1238 nucleotides. RefSeq lists its product as uncharacterized. The transcript is spliced from 2 exons. Lineage: Eukaryota; Viridiplantae; Streptophyta; Magnoliopsida; Rosales; Rosaceae. The record is from RefSeq and is a predicted model, not a curated record. Bases 183 to 743 code for a protein of 186 amino acids.
UCAGAUUUGCAGAUUCAGAGCCCAACCCAAAGCCACAAAAGCAGAACCACAACCCGAAUAAUCUCUCACUUUCGGACCAAGCAAACCCGAAAUUUCGUUCGUUCUGAACUGUUUUGGGAGAGUAUUGGAUGCAGUGAGGGCUGACAAUUUUGCCCCUGGACUUCAAGGGUGUGUGGGCAGCCAUGGAAGAAUCUCAGAAAUUUGGCCGUAAUCACAAACCCACCACAACAACAGCAACAGAAAAAUUGAGCAAAAGCUCUAGUACCAGUAACUCCUGCAUUUCUUCUUCAUCAUCUGGGAUUUUUUUUUUCUUUGAUUCGGACCAAGAUGGUGGCAAUGGUGGCCACAACUCGGACGACUCGGAGCAUGACUCGGCCGAGGUUAAGCGACUCAGAGAAGACCUACUGGGUUUCCUCGACGAAUCGGAACUCGAAGCGGCCACUCAGGACCUCGACUCGGUCAUGAAAAGCUUCGAGGAAGAGAUUGCAUCCACCACUUCUUCCGUCGGCUCCGGUACCGGUGGUCGAUCUGACGUCAGAUUCGGCGAGUCCAAUCCGGACCUUGGUUACCUUCUAGGAGCCUCAGAUGAUGAGCUGGGUCUCCCUCCGUCGGAGAACUUUAGCGAAGUGCUGGCAGAAGGCAGAGAGACCGAGUUGGUCCGAGUUUCGUCUGACUCGUCCGGAAUCGACGUAGAGGAGGUCCCAUGGUCUGAGAGCGAGAGUAAGAUGAUAUCCCAUGGCUAAGCUACAUGGUUGGACUCUGGAAAUGGUAAUCAGCGAUGCAGGCUUGGUAGCAAUUACAGGGAACUGCCCAUUGCUUAGUGACCUUGACGUCUCAAGGUGUGCAAUCACCGAUUUUGGAAUUGCAUCCCUGGCCUGUGCAGACCAGCUAAAUCUGCAGAUCCUCGCCAAAAGCCUAGUCUAGUACUAGUAUUGUGCGUAAUGAUGCGGUCUAGAUUCUGAAGUUGAGCAAGAUUGAUUUACAGAUGGGGUUGUAGGUCCAGGCGGUAAUGGUGGACCUGCGAUUAUUUUGGGCAAUUAUCAGCAGCAAUGAUGAAAGCAAACCCACCGAUAAAGAAAAGCAAACCCACCGAGAAAGAAAAAAAAUUAAAUAUUAAAAAAAAAAAAAAAAAGGGAUCACUCAGCAAGGGCAUAAGCGAUAAGUUUUCUGCUCCCUUAUCUUCUCUAUUAUUUCCUAUUAUAUUUAUCUGCUUUUCUUUUACUAACCAUUAACAAAAA